Python bivittatus (Burmese python) is the source of this 1702-nucleotide messenger RNA. The record is from RefSeq and is a predicted model, not a curated record. NCBI's taxonomy places the organism in Eukaryota, Metazoa, Chordata, Lepidosauria, Squamata, Pythonidae.
GCCCUUUUUCUCUGCAUGUGUGGACACCCUCUGCUUUGUUACCUCCUGGAGCCUAAAGGGAGCUUCAAGCUGUUCUUUUUACAGCUCUCCUUCUUUCUUUCCCUCACAGCGAAGGACUACGAGAAUGCAGUCAAGUAUUACACCCAGGCCAUUGAACUGAACCCCACCAAUGCCAUCUAUUAUGCCAACCGCAGUCUGGCCUACCUGCGGACGGAAUGCUAUGGCUACGCCCUGGCAGAUGCCACAAAGUCCAUCGACUUGGACAAAAAAUACAUCAAAGGCUAUUACCGCCGAGCGACCAGCAACAUGGCCUUGGGGAAGUUCAAAGCAGCCUUGCGGGACUACGAGACGGUUGUGAAGGUGAAGCCAAACGAUAAGGAUGCCAAGAUGAAGUACCAGGAGUGCCACAAGAUUGUGAAGCAGAAAGCGUUUGAGCGAGCCAUUGCCAGUGAUGAGCACAAGCGAUCGGUGGUCGACUCCCUGGACAUAGAGAACAUGACUAUCGAGGACGAGUACAGUGGCCCGAAACUAGAGAAUGGGAAGGUGACCUUGGAAUUCAUGAAGGAACUGAUGCAGUGGUACAGGGAGCAGAAGAAGCUCCACAGGAAAUGUGCAUAUCAGAUCUUGGUGCAAGUGAAAGAGGUUCUGUCUAAGCUCCCCACCCUUGUAGAAACCACGUUAAAAGAGACAGAGAAAAUUACUGUCUGUGGAGACACCCAUGGGCAGUAUUAUGACCUUCUGAAUAUAUUUGAGUUGAAUGGGCUGCCGUCGGAAAAUAAUCCAUAUAUAUUCAAUGGGGAUUUUGUUGACCGUGGUUCCUUCUCCGUGGAGGUGAUACUAACCCUCUUUGGUUUCAAGCUGCUAUAUCCAGAUCAUUUCCACUUACUCCGAGGGAACCAUGAAACGGACAACAUGAAUCAGAUCUACGGGUUCGAAGGCGAGGUCAAAGCCAAGUACACGGCUCAGAUGUUUGAGCUCUUCAGUGAAGUCUUUGAAUGGCUGCCCUUGGUGCAGUGCAUCAACGGCAAAGUUUUGAUAAUGCAUGGUGGACUCUUCAGUGAAGACGGCGUCAUGUUAGACGAUAUAAGGAAGAUUGAGAGGAAUCGUCAGCCUCCAGACUCAGGUCCCAUGUGUGACUUGCUCUGGUCAGACCCCCAACCCCAGAACGGCCGGUCAGUCAGCAAGCGGGGCGUGAGCUGUCAGUUUGGGCCUGAUGUCACCAAGAGUUUCCUGGAGCGCAACCAUUUAGACUACAUCAUUCGCAGCCAUGAGGUGAAGCCUGAGGGCUACGAGGUGGCUCACGAUGGGAAGUGUGUCACUGUCUUCUCGGCCCCCAACUACUGUGACCAAAUGGGUAAUAAAGGGGCCUACAUCCAUUUGCAAGGCUGGGACCUGCGGCCAGAGUUCCACCAGUUCACAGCAGUGCCUCAUCCGAACAUUAAGCCAAUGGUUUAUGCCAACUCGCUGCUGCAGCUGGGAAUGAUGUAAGCUGCCUUCCACCACUGCUGACCGGCCCCCUCCCAGCCCGCCUGGAAGUCCACACACUGGGCAGGGACAGUGAUUUUGUUCUGUUUCCCCCCCCCUUUUUUUUUUUAACAUUUCUCCCAACAUCAGCCUUCACUACGAAGCAGGAUUGUGUUGCAGGCAGGGGGACGGGGCAGGGCGGGGCAGCCAAGGGGCAGCGGAGGCGCUGAGAAGUCCG